Messenger RNA from Emiliania huxleyi CCMP1516, 210 nucleotides. RefSeq lists its product as hypothetical. The coding region runs from base 1 to 210 and encodes 69 amino acids. The transcript is spliced from 2 exons. Lineage: Eukaryota; Haptophyta; Isochrysidales; Noelaerhabdaceae. The record is from RefSeq and is a predicted model, not a curated record.
AUGGUGGGUAGUGGCAGCGCCACGGCCGUGAUUGCGAACACUGCGGCCGCGGGAGGAGAGAGCGUAAAUCCUCAAGCCGUGACGCAAGGGCGAGUCAAUAACCGACACGGGUCGCACCCGGUGGACGGGAGGCGCCCCCUCUCCAACACACAUGGCGCAGCUUUGAUCCGAAAGCGCAUCGCCGCCGUCGGCGCUCCGUCGCCACCUUGA